AUGAUCCAAGGCAUCUUCUUUGCGCGCUUUCUUCCGCAGCAGGGUACCAGGGUGGUCCACCAAAGCCCGCCAGGAUGCAUUGUCUCGGAACCUGGUGUAGACAAGCCUCGUCUCUUUGAUUUUGAGACUAUGGCCGAGUACAUCAUUCCAAGACAAGCAUUCUGCAAUCGCUAUGUCACCAUCUGUGACCCCGAUGACAGAUACCGCAUCCUUGGACAUCCGGUCUGUAUCCAGGACGAGAAGUACGAACGAAAUGAGUUCAUGUUUAACUUCUGCAUUGUUAUUGGCGUUGGGGUGGACAAGAUACCGUACGAGGCGGUUGUCAGACGCUUGGCGAGUACGUUCACGGAGAUGGAGAUUCAGAAUCAGUACUUGAGCCUGGAGGGUGGAUCGAAGUCUCAAGAUCGAAGGUCUAUUGCGGCGCUACUUGAGAUUAUCAAGGAGGACUUGAAUAAUUACAACGAGUGCAUGAUCCCAGUUGAUGACGCUACCACCAUCAACAUGAAGCUCUUCCCCAUCUACAAACACCCACCACCCGUCAAGUCAUGGCACGUCCCCAUCGCCAAGAUGAAAUUCGCGGAAAUCAUAGACGACACCUGGGAUCUCACCAUGAAGAAAGUGAUCAAAGAAAUCGAUGGCAUCAAAGAUGUGCGUCGUAUCGCCCACGACGCUGAUGUCGCUCUCGAUCUCACCAAAAUCGCCCUGCAGCAUCUCUUGUACUACGAUUCCAUCCUCAUGAUCGAUCUCUUCCUCUUCGGCAACAUCUACGCUCCAACACCCAGCAUCAACGAUUUUGUUUCCGACAAAGACGGCAUGCAAGACGAAUGUGCUAACUACGUCUACAUCAACGGGCCUAGACUAUCUAACUUCUACCUCUGCAGACUCUUCACCAGUCUGUGUACGUCUCGUACUCUCAAGGAGUGGAUUAAGCUACACUUGGACCAGAACUUCCCGGUAUUGAACUAUGUAGAUGUUCGUCGUCUCAUUCAGUUCGGCGUCAUUAAAGGCUUGAUAUAUCGGGUCAACAAGUAUGCCGUAUCGUCGCAGUAUCUUGCUUCACUUGUCACCGGGCAAUCUGCAAAGAUUGACAGGGGAGAUGUGUUGCAGAAGUAUAUAGAUGGACGGCAUUGCUUUGAUCAGAUUACUGUGGAACAAAAUAUGGGGGAUGCGAAGAUUAUGGAACAGCUGAGGCAAUUUCAAAAGGGGGAUGUGGAGAUACUAUACCGUUAG
Lachnellula hyalina is the source of this 1230-nucleotide messenger RNA. RefSeq names its product Nitrogen permease regulator 2-like protein. Gene Ontology annotation, cellular component: vacuolar membrane; GATOR1 complex. Bases 1 to 1230 code for a protein of 409 amino acids. Gene Ontology annotation, molecular function: GTPase activator activity. Gene Ontology annotation, biological process: positive regulation of autophagy; negative regulation of TORC1 signaling. NCBI's taxonomy places the organism in Eukaryota, Fungi, Ascomycota, Leotiomycetes, Helotiales, Lachnaceae. The transcript is spliced from 3 exons. The record is from RefSeq and is a predicted model, not a curated record.